Messenger RNA from Drosophila hydei, 1461 nucleotides. RefSeq names its product opsin Rh6. Gene Ontology annotation, molecular function: G protein-coupled receptor activity. The transcript has 4 exons. Gene Ontology annotation, biological process: visual perception; phototransduction; G protein-coupled receptor signaling pathway. Lineage: Eukaryota; Metazoa; Arthropoda; Insecta; Diptera; Drosophilidae. The record is from RefSeq and is a predicted model, not a curated record. Gene Ontology annotation, cellular component: membrane. The coding region runs from base 138 to 1247 and encodes 369 amino acids.
GUCCGGCGCCAAGAGGAAUCUUGAUAGUUAUCGCAACUGCUAUGGACAGUUGUGUGGAGUAGCUAUCCUUGACAGCCUAAGUACAAACGACAAGAUUUUUAGACUCUUUAGACUCAGAGUUGAACUACAGCUGAGCCAUGAUAAGUCUGAACCAUCCGACUUAUGCGCGUCUACGCGAUGGCGGCAAUGUUAGCCUGGCGGAGAGUGUGCCAGCAGAGAUUAUGCACAUGGUGGAUCCGUAUUGGUAUCAGUGGCCACCCAUGGAGCCCAUGUGGUUUGGCAUUAUUGGAUUUGUCAUCGCGGUGCUGGGCGUGAUGUCACUGACGGGCAACUUUAUAGUGAUGUACGUCUUUACGUCAUCCAAGUCGCUGCGAACGCCAUCCAACAUGUUUGUGGUUAAUCUCGCCUUCUCCGAUUUCAUGAUGAUGUUCACCAUGUUCCCACCCGUCGUACUAAAUGGUUUCUACGGGACCUGGAUCAUGGGGCCGUUCCUGUGCGAGCUGUACGGCCUCUUCGGUUCCCUCUUUGGCUGUGUGUCCAUCUGGUCGAUGACACUAAUUGCCUACGAUCGUUACUGUGUCAUUGUUAAGGGCAUGGCUCGCAAGCCACUGACAGUCACGGCAGCUGUGCUUCGCCUGCUUGUCGUCUGGACCAUCUGUGGCACAUGGGCUCUAAUUCCGUUGUUCGGCUGGAAUCGAUAUGUGCCCGAGGGUAAUAUGACGGCCUGCGGCACAGAUUACUUUGCCAAAGACUGGUGGAAUCGCUCCUACAUCAUUGUCUAUUCGCUGUGGGUCUACCUUACUCCGCUGCUUACCAUCAUCUUCUCAUACUAUCACAUCUUAAAAGCCGUGGCUGCCCACGAGAAGGCAAUGCGUGAGCAGGCCAAGAAGAUGAAUGUUGCCUCUCUGCGCAACACCGAGGCAGAGAAGAGCAAGGCCAUCGAAAUCAAGCUGGCCAAGGUGGCACUGACCACCAUUUCGCUUUGGUUCUUCGCCUGGACGCCCUAUACAAUCAUCAACUAUGCGGGCAUCUUUGAAUCGAUGCAUCUGUCGCCACUUGCCACAAUUUGUGGCUCGGUGUUUGCCAAAGCAAAUGCUGUUUGCAACCCCAUAGUUUAUGGCUUGAGCCAUCCAAAGUACAAGCAAGUGCUCAAGGAGAAGAUGCCUUGCCUGGCCUGUGGCAAGGAUGAAUUCUCCGGAGACUCGAGAACACAAGCCACCGCUGAGAUUAGUGAAUCUCAAGCUUAAACAAAAUUAACGACGACUGCAGCUGACGACGAGGCUAACGAAGUAGAUGACGGCCUGUGAGACCUACCCACAGGAACCGACAGCUUUACAAGAUUUGGAGACAUUCCGUUUGGUAUGUGGUACAAGAUCAAACUUUGCAUAUAAACACGAAAAUCUAAAAAAAAGUUAGCAUUCAAAAAAAUGUAAAAAAAAUUAACACAAAAAAACCAAUAAA